Cotesia congregata is the source of this 723-nucleotide messenger RNA. The record is from the annotation of a GenBank genome assembly. Lineage: Eukaryota; Metazoa; Arthropoda; Insecta; Hymenoptera; Braconidae.
ACUCUGCCACAAAAUUUUCAUGCACGGAUUAUCAACGGAAGUGAUGUUCAAGCAGGUGAAAUUCCUUAUCAAGUAUCGCUUCAAUACACUUUGAUUGUUAAUUUUCACUUUUGUGGUGGAUCAGUAUUAAAUGAAAAAUAUGUGAUUACUGCUGCUCACUGUGUUCAAGGCAAAACUGCAGAACAAAUAAAAGUCGUUGCAGCUACCACAAAUUUAAAAAAACCAAACUCAACCCAUUUUGUUGCUGAAAUUACCGUCCAUGAAAAAUACAAUCCUUCAGAUUCGUGGAAAAAUGAUAUUGCGUUAGUAAAAAUAGAAGAUCGCUUUGAAGUAAGCGCAGUUUUGAAAUUUGUUCCCUUACCAACUCCAAAUCAAGAUAUUCCAGCUGAGUCAGUCGCGGUUAUAUCUGGCUGGGGUACUUUACAGGAGGGUGGAAUAACGCCAGUUGUUCUUCAAAAAACUGAAGUAUUUAUCGCGAGUCAAAGCUAUUGUAAGCAAGUGCAUACCAAUGCAGGAAGUAAUAUUCAUGAAACUCAUAUUUGUGCUUAUGAUCCUGUCCAUGGAACUGGUCCUUGCAAUGGUGAUUCUGGUGGACCUUUGAUGGUUGACAAUAAACUUGUUGGUCUUGCAUCGUGGGUUCAAGGAUGUGCUUCGACGAUGUAUCCUACUGUUUAUACCAGAGUUCCUAGUUUUCUUGACUGGAUUAAAGCUAACGCUGUUUAA